UGAGUCAGCACAGCUUUCCCUCGGACUCGCUGGUCUCGUGCCUCGCUGCUGACUAAGAGGAAGUCGUCCACACGUCGGUGGUUUACCGAAUGCGGUUUCAAACAUGUUUUCGCCGCCUUUGUAAACCAAAAAAUGCAUAAAGACAUUUUUUUUUUGGCAGCAGCGCCAGCGGCAUAUCCUGUUGUAAAGACCUUAUUUACCACGGGACCGGUUGGGUCCGAGAGCUGCAGUCACGAGACAGUCAUUUCCUACAAACUACCACGCGCCUAUAGCUCCUGUUGAGAGAAUUGAGAAAAGGAAGUAGGAUGAAAGAGUAGGCUAUUAUUUUUUUUUUAAUUUUCUACUCCACGGUUUGCUUUGUUACCGAGACACAAAAUGUUGUCCUUGGAGCAAGUGAAGCAGAGUUUAGAGAGUGCAGGGCAGUCUCACAUCCUGCAGUUUUGGCCGGAGCUCUGUGAGGCGGAGAGAGACCGCUUCCUCCAAGAGUUGUCCCAGCUGGAUCUAAAGGGACUUAAGGACCACUGCGAAGGGGCAGCGAGGGCUGCAGCCUCCCCGCCUGCCAGCUUGGAUCAACACAUAGAGCCGGUUCCCCCAGAGUCCAUCGGCAGCGUGAGGAAAAGUGACAAAGACUCUCUUGCAGAGUGGGAAAAUGAAGGGCUGUUGCAAAUCUCAGAGAAUCGAGUUGGGGUCCUGCUCUUGGCUGGUGGUCAGGGGACCCGCCUUGGUGUACAGUAUCCCAAAGGGAUGUAUAACGUUGGGCUACCAAGCGGCAAGACCUUGUAUCAAAUCCAGACAGAGCGCAUUCACAAAAUCCAGGAGCUGGCCGACAGAAAGUAUGGCUCCAAAUGCACCGUUCCGUGGUACAUAAUGACCAGUGAGUUCACUCUGGCACCCACUGAGAAGUUCUUCAAGGAGAACAACUACUUUGGUCUGGAGCCGUCAAACAUUGUGAUGUUUGAGCAAAGGAUGAUCCCCGCAGUGACGUUUGAUGGAAAGGUCAUCCUGCAGGGCAAAGGGCAGUUAGCCAUGGCCCCAGAUGGGAAUGGUGGUCUGUACCAGGCGUUGGUGGACAACAAGGUGCUGGAGGACAUGAAGAAGAGAGGAGUGGAGUACCUGCAUGUGUACUGUGUAGACAACAUCCUGGUCAAAAUGGCUGACCCCGUGUUUAUUGGGUUCUGUGUGAGCAAAGGAGCCGACUGUGGAGCCAAGGUGGUGGAGAAGGCGUACCCCGGCGAGCCAGUGGGCGUUGUUUGCAGGGUGCGAGGCGUCUCCCAGGUGGUGGAGUACAGCGAGAUCCAACCGGAGACAGCCGAGCUCCGAGGACCUGGAGGGGAGCUGGUGUACAGUGCUGGCAACAUCUGUAAUCACUUCUUCACCAGGGCUUUCCUGCAGGACGUAGCAGAAAAAUUUAUUGACCAACUGGAACAACAUGUUGCAUUCAAGAAAGUUCCCUUUGUGGACUUGUGUGGCAAUCAAGUCAAACCCACCGAACCCAACGGCAUCAAGAUGGAAAAAUUUGUUUUUGAUGUAUUUCCAUUCUCAAGGAACUUUGUUGUGUUUGAGGUGGUGAGGGAGGACGAGUUUUCCCCUCUGAAGAAUGCAGACGGAGCAGCCGCAGACAACCCGACCACAGCCAGAAACUCGUUACUGGCUCAGCACUGCCGCUGGGUCACGGCAGCCAGAGCCACGCUGUUGGAUGAGCAUGGGAAUACCGUGCCUCUCACAGCCAGUGCAUCAGCAGGGGACAGUCAUCCAGCACUGUGUGAAAUUUCCCCACUGGUGUCCUACUUCGGAGAGGGCCUGGAGCAGCUGCUGAAAGGGAGGACACUGCCAACUCCUCUCAUUCUGGAUCAACAAAGGGCCAAAGAGCUGCAGGCUCAGUAACAUGUCUCUGAUGGAGCAGAUAUUCCAGUACUGUGAAUACCAGGAUGGAGAUGGAACCCUGGAGGGAUGUGUUUGUUGUUUCUGCCCAAGAAUGCACAAUUGUUUAAAUAAAGACGAUUAGAUUAGAUUAGAUUCAACUUUAUUGUCAUUACACAUGUACAGGUAAAAGGCAACGAAAUGCAGUUUGGGUCUAACCAGACGUGCAAUAGCAGUAAGUGCAGGAUAUGGUUUCAUAAGUGCAUAAGUGAAUAAAUAUGGAAAUGAAAAUAUUAUAAACAGAAUUUUACAGAUGGGUUGUCCUAUGAAUAUAAAAUAUAGAUAACAAGAUUGUGAGGAGAAUUACAGCUGGUAUAUACUGAAUAUAAUAUACAGGUGGAUAUACUAUAAGUAGAAUUUUACAGAUGUGUACAAUGAACUAAUAUUCUGAGGUUUACAGAGUUUACAGGUGAAUAUGUAAUAGGAUAUAUAUACAGGCGGCUAUUAUUAUAGACAGAAUUUUUACAGAUAGACAUAAGCUAGGCUAAAAUGAGCAGUAUAACAAUGAUAAUGUACUGUAAACUGUACGUGAACUUGUGAAUAAUCUCAAACUGUCAUGUAAUUCUCUCUUUAAAACAAAUAAGGCAAUAAGGGACUAUCAAUGGGUUUUUGAAAUUAACAUAAGUUUUGUUUACAUGUUACCAAAAAUAUAACAUGAAUCAAAAUA
Messenger RNA from Etheostoma spectabile (orangethroat darter), 2587 nucleotides. RefSeq names its product UDP-N-acetylglucosamine pyrophosphorylase 1 like 1 (gene uap1l1). The transcript has 9 exons. Gene Ontology annotation, biological process: UDP-N-acetylglucosamine biosynthetic process. Lineage: Eukaryota; Metazoa; Chordata; Actinopteri; Perciformes; Percidae. The record is from RefSeq and is a predicted model, not a curated record. Gene Ontology annotation, molecular function: UDP-N-acetylglucosamine diphosphorylase activity. Bases 376 to 1884 code for a protein of 502 amino acids.